Messenger RNA from Trichoderma virens Gv29-8, 1149 nucleotides. RefSeq lists its product as uncharacterized. The record is from RefSeq and is a predicted model, not a curated record. The transcript has 4 exons. Lineage: Eukaryota; Fungi; Ascomycota; Sordariomycetes; Hypocreales; Hypocreaceae. The coding region runs from base 1 to 1149 and encodes 382 amino acids.
AUGGCUAGACGAUUGGAGCGUGUUUUCAACCACACAUUUCCACUGCUGAAUUGGAAACAUCCAGUCAAGGUCAGCGAUCUUGAGGGACUCUGGAGCGAAGACUACGACCCUUUCAAAAGAGAGAACGUCUUCGCCGACGGCCCCAAGACUCGCAGCAUAUUUGCCGAAGCGUUUGCAACAGAGAAUCCUCCAACAGAAUGGAAGAGAAUGAAGGAUUUCUAUCGUCGGACCAAGAUCAAAAAGGCGGUGUCUGUGACUUUGCGAAUCGUCUCACUCCGACGGACGCUGCGAUCUCGACUGAUCUUGCCCGACGGCAGCAUUUCUUUUCCGGCAGCAGACAUAUUGCCCAUGAUCAUCUCUACCGAGGAACUCCAAUUUGACGCCGGCCGGAGAGCGGUCAUUCUAAAGCAUGGUCGUGAGGCUGCGACCAACUCUUUUUCCUUCGGCGGAGACACGCUGGCCAACUUCACAUCCUCCCAGCAGGGGUUAACCCCGUCUGAACGUGAAGACUCUAUAAACAUCAGCGCGUACCGGGAGGGAAUCCUCGUUGCGUUUGAUUCUCGCAAUUUAAAAAUACUCUACUCCAACGUCGAGAACGUCUUUGCUCCUUCAGCGAGCAGCCCAUCAGCCUCAAUGGCAGAGUCAACCUCCACGAUAGCGCUCAAGCUCCCGUCACAAUACUCAUCAGCAACGUCUGACAGCGCAGCCCCUAUCAUCGACUGGCCCUCGCGAACAUGGACCGUUACGCACUCAACCCUCUCCAUUUUCUUUACGAACAUGGACAAUAUUUUCAGCAAAGAGAUCAAUAAAAAUUUGGGAGGCCUUGGCCGCUACUCUGGACUUACCAUGACUGAGAAACAGCAGCAACGGCUCCUCGGACGAGCUUCCAAAGACGACGCACCCACGGCAGGCGUUGAUCAUUUGCAGAGACUACUCAGCUUCGACAAUGACGCUGGCCUCGACUACUUUUUUUUUCCAAGAGCCUGUCUUGAUUCAGAGGUCAUUGCCCCCGCCGGACGACCAGGUUGGCUAACAUGGUUAAUCGCGACGAGCCCAAUCAUGGCUAGAACGGUGGAGCUUUGCCAUCAACAUGUUCACAAGAAUCGAGAGCGAGUCGUCACCUACAGUGACACCGCGUGGAUUCAGUAG